Messenger RNA from Cuscuta campestris, 1070 nucleotides. NCBI's taxonomy places the organism in Eukaryota, Viridiplantae, Streptophyta, Magnoliopsida, Solanales, Convolvulaceae. The record is from the annotation of a GenBank genome assembly.
GAGAGAAGGCAAAGAGGCUAGGGUUUGCCAUGGACAACGGGCCGUCGAGCGGAAGAAGUGGGAGACGACAUCGUUUGCUAGGUUUUCUACCAGCUCGAUUCCGGCGGCUGUGAGGAGUGCCUUCGAACACAUGCUGCAGCUACAGUGCCUCGAUUGGUGUAGUAGAUCUAUCAAAUUGCUGCUCCAACGCUCAUUCCAUUGGAAGUCGGAAGAGGCCUGCGAUGAAGAAGAAGUCAAAGAGCUCAACGAUGUGCGUUUUCAUUUAUGGAAUUUUUUGUGUUCCCACCCAAAUAUAAUGGGCCAGGUCACUGCCAAAUGGGUUGGGUAAAAACAAGGGCACAAAGAGGAUAGCCGGGUGGGGGUCUUGCUCUAGAAGUCUAUAUGAGCACGGCUAUAGGGUGAUUUUUGCAGCAAAACAUAUGUUAAUUUAAUUGAUUUACUGUGAAGAUUUAAAACCCUUGGCAUGCAGAAGGUGGAAGGCCACCAUGGUGAGGAUGGUGGUGGGUUUGGCUAGGUUUUUGACCCUUAGCCCGACAAAGGGAUUCUGUCAACAAUUACAUUGGAGGUUGAAACAGCUAGGCAAGGGGAGAAGGUUAGCUCUUGAGUUUGAAACGGCUAAAACAACAAAAUAUAAUUGGAUUUCACUGGGUCGAGCCAAGGGUUUCAAAAGUAGCCAGGACGACAACAAUUGGAUUUCACUGGGGUGAAGAAGAUCAGGGAUGAGGUUGAGAUGAAUACUUCAAUUGAUUCAUCAGUUUGUGUGUUGAGGCAUAUGGAAGCACUAUGUGAUAUUCAUGUUGAGAUGAUGCAGUAGCCAAACUGAAGUCUCUUUGGACGUGAAGAGAAUGAUGGCUCAAUAUAAAAAAGCAGGUUAAUUUAUCGUGAGCAGUCUUUACACAAUGAGGCGAGGAAGAGAGAUGGGUUUGAUCCAUUUUCAAAGUUGAUAAUGGUGAAGUCGGACGACUGAUAACAAUAGAGAUUUGUAUCCUGAGAAUAGAGUAUCGGGAUAGGAUCGAAAUGAUAACUCUGUCUAUAUUUAAUUCCUGCUAUAAAAAAACUACAGACGAUGA